AUGACCGAUUUGAAGCGGUCUUUGCAGGAUAAGAGCAGAGCUCCCUCAAGCGCAACGCUGGUGAAGGCUUUUCAGCAGUUCUUCACAGCUCGCGUGGAAAAUCCCGGUGCUAUCAACCUGUUCCAGGCCCGCUUGCUGUCUAUUACAUGGAAACAUCUGAAGGCACUACAAAACGAAUUGGAAGACAGUGAAUGGCAGGAUGUUUUCUCUGUAGAGAACUUGGAAAGAAUUCUAUUUGUAAUUUCGGAGGCACAUUGUCUCCCCGAGGCACGCGAUACCAUCCUCAAGGUUGCACGCUUCGCUUAUCUUGAGCUUUGUGCAGACCACGGAUUCGGACCCAACUCGAUUAGUCGAGCUGCACUUCUUCUCUAUAUUAAUCUGGUGGCCAGCAACGGUAAACCUGAGGAGGCUCGCCAUGUCAUUGUGAAGUUUGGCGGCCAGUUGCGUGGCGCAAGGCCAUCGCCUUGGCUCAAUGUCCUGAAAGGCUUCGCUUUGAAGGAUGACCAGCGCCAACUACGAAAGAUUGCUUCGGAGUUGCAGGAGCAUGGGGUUAAGUUUGACCAAGCCUCUCAUGAGGAAUUGAUCAAGCUUAUGAUCUCCCAGAAUCUCGGCAAGGCAGUUCAAGUCGCCUACGAGUGUCCAAUCAAUGGGGACCAGGCGCCAUCUGUAGCUGCAAAGACUGCCGCUAUUGGAUAUGCCAUCCUCAAUUCUGAGGUCGCAUGGGCCAAGCCUAUCUUCGAGUCUCUUCCUCGAGAUCUCAGCCCAGAGACCAUUAAUGUUAAGUUGCUCUGGGAUGCAGCCCAGGGCAACAGCGCAACAUCCCUCGCAGAAAAGGUUAAUCAGUCACUCAAGGCAGCACUUACCAUUGCGGAUGUCAACAAUCUGAUUCAAUAUGCAAACACCCUGCCCAACUCACAGUUGGCUGUUGAUUAUGCCAAACUGGCCGAAAAGUGGGAUCUGGUCGCAGAUGAACAGACCAAUAUCCUUUUAUUGGAAUCAUUCAUCCAAGCUGGGAACGUGGAGCGAACGCUUGGCCUUCUGGAACAUCAAAUCGACCCCAGCUUCCUGGCUAGUCAGCAUCUCACCCUGGCUAACAAGCUGAUCACCAUGCUUUGCUUAUCCGAGCAGAAGGACGAGCUGUUCCAGCAGAUCUCAUCUCUUCUAGACCCGCUCUUCCAAGACAAUGUGCAGCUCAGCGCCGAAACCAUCGCUGCAUUGACUCACAUGCUGCUAUAUCGUCACGAUUGGGAAGCUAUCUCCGAUCUUCUCCGCCCCCGGCUGGGAGCCCUUGAUAGCGAAGGUAAAGCUCUUAUCCGGACCGAGUUAACCAACUUUAUGCUGGAUAAAGGCCAGAUCGACUCAAACGUAUGGGAGGUUUACCAGUUGUUCAAGCUCGCCUUCACAGAGGCGGGUGUUGAUGUACGCACCGAGCUCAUGUGCUCGCUCUUCGACCGGAAACGCAGCGAUCUCGCGGUGCUAGUAUUCGGACACAUGCGUCAGGCCGAGAUCCUGAGUCGUCGACCCAAGCCAGACACAUAUGCUCGGUGCUUCCAAGGGUUAGCCCGAACUGCCGACGCCACGAAUCUGGAGCUCGUCCAUAACAUGCUUAAGCUUGACCUGGAGGUAGAGCUGAACACUCGAAUCUUCAAUGGUUUGAUGCUGGCAUAUUCAGCGUGCGAGAUGCCUGAGAAGAGCAUGGAGAUCUUCCGUCAAAUUCUGCAGUCAGAUGAAGGACCGACGGAGAAGACCAUUCCCAUUUUCUUCAAGGUGUGCGAGAGACACCAUAAUGGUGUUCAGGAGGCGAUCAAGAUGAUGGCGAAGGUGAAGAAGCUGGACAUCAAGAUUGACCGUCGGCUGUACACUUCCUACAUUGAAGCGGUUGCCGCUCAAUGCGAGUUUGAUCUUGCGACUGAAGCGAUUGACAAAAUGCAAGCGGAAAUCGGAAUUCCCCCGACAAGCACUACGAUUGGCUUAUUUUAUAAUGCAAUUCCAUACCAAUAUUGGAAGGAUGAGGUUGAGCAGUGGGCUCUCAAGAAGUAUCCCGAGCUUUGGGCGCACCUGGUUGAGACUCCUCGAAGCGAGCACGAAGAGGGUCAGAAGUUUGAUGGUAUCACAAAUGAGGUGUGGGUAUAG
Molecule: messenger RNA, 2133 nt
Organism: Penicillium malachiteum
Lineage: Eukaryota; Fungi; Ascomycota; Eurotiomycetes; Eurotiales; Aspergillaceae
Exons: 2
Coding region: 1-2133 (710 amino acids)
Molecular function (GO): protein binding
Source: RefSeq, a predicted model, not a curated record